Messenger RNA from Caenorhabditis remanei, 774 nucleotides. RefSeq lists its product as uncharacterized. Lineage: Eukaryota; Metazoa; Nematoda; Chromadorea; Rhabditida; Rhabditidae. The coding region runs from base 1 to 774 and encodes 257 amino acids. Gene Ontology annotation, cellular component: membrane. The record is from RefSeq and is a predicted model, not a curated record. The transcript has 6 exons.
AUGGAUUGGCAUCUUAUGGAAGCUGUUGCAGACACUACAACAAUGUCGGAGCGGAAAACAACAAGCGCUCAAACGAUCGUUAUCAUAUCAUCGUUAAUACUGCUCAUUGUUGCAUUGGGUCUUCAAGCCGGAGGAGUAAUGUCGCCAAGUUGGCAAGUCGUGGAUAUUCGGGAAUUUCGAUCAACACAUCAUCAUGGACUUUGGCUGGAUUGUGUCCGACCACAACUUCACCUGUUGAAAAAUCAAGACAAAGAUGACCUUCCUUUGCACUGCACAUACAAAUUUGACAUGUCUGCCACAGAGAUUAUUGACGAAAACAUCGAGGACAUUGACCAAAACAGCGCUGCCGGAGAAAGCGAGCAUCACCAGUUUUUCGGAUGGCACAAAUUCACACUCGGGUUUAUGCUCUGCGCAAUCAUCUUGGCAGCAUUUUCUUUGUUAUGCGGUAUCUGUGCACCGUGCAGCUCUGGAUUUGCGGUUCUAUAUGCUAUUCUUGUUGCAUUCACAGCGUUCACUGCCACUUGCGGAGAUGCAAUCUUCUUCUUCGCUGCUCAUCGUGUAGACAGUCGUUUUGUGCAAGGACUUGUGGGAACGUAUGAGCAAAACAUCGGAAUGGCGUUCUACCUCCACGUCGCAGGAACAACCAUCUCUUGUUUGGCUCUGAUUAUGGCAGCUAUCUCCGCGUACUCCCUUCUUCAAAACAACGAAUCCGACCGACAUCUCCCAAUGCGUGAAAUGGCUCCACUUCAUGAACCACGAUUCGCAAGAGUUUGA